Procambarus clarkii (red swamp crayfish) is the source of this 1534-nucleotide messenger RNA. Lineage: Eukaryota; Metazoa; Arthropoda; Malacostraca; Decapoda; Cambaridae. The record is from RefSeq and is a predicted model, not a curated record.
UGCGAUCAGUUGACUCACAACACAACAUCCAUCGAAGAUACUGUAGCUGCCCCUAACCCUACAAUAUCAACAACAAAACUUAUUAUUCUCAACAAAAACGCGUCUCCCAACAUUUAUACUGGUGCAGUCAUCGAGAGGUUAACUCUUUCAUGCAAACUGUACCUACUAUCAAGAAGAAGAAGGGUUGUAAGAUCUUACAACCAUCAAGUGUACGUUAUCCGAAAGGUACACAGUGGGAAAAACCUUUUAUGGACAAUAUAUAUUUAUCAAAAAGUAUUUUUCUAAAUCAAAUAAUGAAAAAAUUAUUAUACUAGUCAUUUCAAAUAAUUUAUUGUGUCGAGGGACAGACAGCCAGUAUAUACAUACAGUACAUGCUAGGCUUAUAUCGAGGUCACCUCCACACACCCCCCCCCCCAGGGCCGAAUUACUGGCCCUCCCCAGGAUGCAACCCCACAACAUGUUACCUAACUCCUGGGUACCUAUUUACUGCUAGGUGGAGAGGCAUUAGGUGAUAAGAAAUACGACUAACCAUGUCUGUCCUGCCUGGGAUUCGAACCCUGUAUUCUCGAUUGCGAGUCGAGAAGGAACCCGACGGUACUACCUGGACCCUUCAUGUCUCAUAGAUGAACACAAUCUCUCAGCUUCAGGAAGAUGACCGGAAAACAACUGGAAGUGUGUGUUGAUUCUCUGCAAUCAGCAGUAGCAGCUGUUGAUGGAGGGGCAGACCGUCUGGAGGUAUGCUAUGCCCUCUCAGAAGGUGGUCUCACUCCAACCCCUGGCCUUCUUAUGGCUAUCAAGAAGCACAUUAAGAGGCCUGUUGAUGUAUUUUGCAUGGUGCGCCCACGAGCAGGCCCAAUGGUGUAUUCUGAAGGUGAAGUUGAGAUUAUUCUAAGUGAUGCAGAAAUGCUGAAAAAAUUAGGAGCAGAUGGCUUGGUAUUUGGUGCACUCAAUACUGAUGGUACUAUUGAUAAGAAACUUUGUAAACAAUUUAGAGAGGCAGCAAGUGGUCUACCUUGUACUUUUCACAGAGCAUUUGACCUUCUUUGUGAUCCUCUUAGUGAACUUGAGACUGUUAUUCAGUUGGGAUAUCAAAGGAUAUUAACAAGUGGUGGAAAAGCGACUGCCUUGGAAGGAAGUGACACUUUGGCUCAUCUAGUAAAAGCAGCAAAAGGGCGUAUUGCAAUCAUGGCAGGAGCUGGAGUGAAGUCAAAUAAUAUUGGAAAAAUUAUAUCACUCACAGGAGUUACUCAGUGUCAUGCAUCGGCAAGAAUAUGCAGAGUGUUUAGCUCAGAGGAAACAAGUGGAGCCAAGAUGGGUAGCGGGAAUGACAACAUCAUGUGGGUAGCGUGUCCAGAAGAGGUGCGAGCUAUGAAGUUAGCAAUGGAAGAAGCCUAACCUAUGUACAGCAUAUUAAAAAGGCAACGGAAAUUUAUUAUUCUAGGGUUUGAUCAAUAUAUUUUAUAAUUACCAGUAUAACUAGAAGCUUUCUUAUAUUUGGUUAAUUUUGUUAAUUGAAAUAUAGAAAUAAAAUUAA